CUAUUUAAGUGGUUUUAGUAGAGGGCUUUUUGAGAAUGAAUUGAACCCGUAUCAAGGAAUAGCCUGCAGGGUGAUAAAAGUAAAGGGAUUUUAUCUUGUGUGUAUCUUGCCGCAUGCAAUUACAACUUCUUAGGCAAUGAAACAAAUGAAUUGGGUUGAUAACCAAAACACCCCUCUGGAGGCUUUGAUCAUGUACACCUGAGAUGAGCACCAGAAAACUACUAUCCACCACUCAUUUUCACCCAAUUCCACUCAUAGUGAGAAACUCCAUUCAAUUAGUCCAAAACUGCACAACCCCACCAAACCCACCAUUCAUUCCAAAAGGGCCCUCCGUUUUGGCCACAACUCUCAUCAAAUCGUACUUUGGAAAGGGCUUAAUUGGAGAAGCACGUACACUGUUUGAUGAAAUGCCUGAGAGAGAUGUGGUUGCAUGGACAGUCAUGAUUGCUGGCUACACCUCAUGUAACAACCAUACUCAUGCAUGGAUGGUGUUCUGUGAGAUGAUGAAUGAAGAGCUUGACCCAAAUGCAUUUACCAUAUCAAGUGUCUUAAAGGCUUGUAAAGGAAUGAAGUGUCUUUCAUAUGGGAGGCUUGUUCAUGGGUUGGCUAUUAAGCAUGGCUUAGAUGGUUUUAUUUACGUUGAUAAUGCACUAAUGGACAUGUAUGCCACUUGUUGUGUUAGUAUGGAUGAUGCAUGCAUGGUUUUUCGUGGUAUUCAUUUGAAGAACGAGGUAUCAUGGACUACUUUGAUUGCAGGGUACACUCAUAGAGAUGAUGGCUAUGGUGGGCUUCGCGUUUUCCAGCAAAUGUUAUUGCAGGAGGAAGUGGAAUUGAACCCGUUUAGCUUUUCAAUUGCAGUGAGAGCUUGCACUUCAAUUGGAUCGCAUACUUUUGGAGAGCAACUGCAUGCAGCAGUGACUAAACAUGGGUUUGAAUCCAAUCUUCCUGUCAUGAAUUCUAUACUAGACAUGUAUUGCAGGUGUAGUUGUUUCUCUGAAGCAAAUAGAUAUUUCUAUGAAAUGAAUCAAAGGGAUUUGAUCACAUGGAACACCUUGAUCGCGGGAUAUGAAAGAUCCAAUCCAACUGAGUCUCUAUAUGUAUUUUCAAUGAUGGAGUCAGAAGGUUUCAGUCCAAAUUGCUUCACAUUUACCAGCAUUAUGGCUGCCUGCGCGACCUUAGCAUUUUUGAAUUGUGGACAACAGAUUCAUGGGAGGAUUAUUCGAAGAGGCCUUGAUGGGAAUUUGGCCUUGUCUAAUGCCCUUAUAGACAUGUAUUCCAAAUGUGGAAAUAUUGCUGAUUCGCAUCAAGUUUUUGGGGGGAUGUCUCGUAGAGAUUUGGUUUCUUGGACUGCCAUGAUGAUUGGGUAUGGGACUCAUGGGUAUGGAGAAGAGGCUGUUGAAUUGUUUGACAAGAUGGUCAGUUCAGGUAUUAGGCCUGACCGAGUCGUGUUUAUGGCCAUUCUUAGUGCUUGCAGUCAUGCUGGACUUGUAGAUGAAGGCUUGAGAUAUUUUAAAUUAAUGGUGGGUGAUUAUAACAUUAGUCCAGACCAGGAGAUUUAUGGGUGUGUCGUGGAUUUGCUAGGACGUGCUGGGAAAGUUGAGGAAGCUUAUGAACUCAUAGAGAGCAUGCCAUUCAAGCCUGAUGAGUGCGUUUGGGGGCCAUUUCUUGGAGCUUGUAAAGCACACACGUUUCCCAAUUUGGGAAAAUUAGCUGCUCACAGGAUAUUGGAUCUGAGGCCUAAUAUGGCAGGGACUUAUGUGAUGCUAUCAAAUAUAUAUGCAGCUGAUGGUAAGUGGGGGGAGUUUGCAAGACUGAGAAAGUUGAUGAAAAGAAUGGGAAAUAAGAAGGAGACUGGUAGGAGCUGGGUCGAGGUAGGAAAUCAUGUCUAUAGUUUUGUUGUUGGGGAUGAGGUGGGCUCCAAAAUAGAGGGGAUAUAUCAAGUUCUGGAAAAUUUGAUUGGGCAUAUGAAGGAAUCAGGGUAUGUUCCUGAUUUAGAUUGCUUGAUAUAUGACUUAGAAGAUGGCACUUGAGAAGCAGUUGAAGUCCAAUAGGUGAGAAAACCAUAUGCAAAUGGGGGAUUGAAGAGUCAUUUGAUUUUUAUGAACAACCCCGAAGUGGGUACUGGCAAGAAAGUUUCGAGGUAAAUUGACCUUUCCGUCUUUGAAAGAGAUCCUAUUUUAUUAUAACAGAGAAGAAGAAUGAUCUGUAGUAGUAACCUGAUGGUGUGCAACAAAUAAGACAUCCUGUCAGAUCAGCAAAGACCAUUGUUUGUAUAUACAAAAUUCAUAAUGUACUUAUCUUAUGACCUUAAUUUGUACUACAACACAUUAAUAACCAAAGAGAAAUGCAUUGAAAUAUUAUUCUUCAA
Molecule: messenger RNA, 2368 nt
Organism: Vitis riparia (riverbank grape)
Lineage: Eukaryota; Viridiplantae; Streptophyta; Magnoliopsida; Vitales; Vitaceae
Product: putative pentatricopeptide repeat-containing protein At1g56570
Exons: 2
Coding region: 204-2030 (608 amino acids)
Biological process (GO): RNA modification
Molecular function (GO): protein binding; RNA binding
Source: RefSeq, a predicted model, not a curated record